AUGGCUGCUGUCUCCCAGCUCGCGUUGUUGGGGGCGCCCGGGAACCCCGACCCCCCUCCGACCCGCUUCCACUCGGUGCACGGCACCAACAUCCGCGUGGACCCCUCCGGGACCCGGGCCACGCGCGUGGAGAGCUUCGCCCACGGCGUGUGCUUCAGCCGGGAGCCGCUGGCCCCCGGCCAGGUCUUCCUGGUGGAGAUCGAGGAGAAAGAGCUGGGCUGGUGCGGCCACCUGCGCCUGGGCCUGACCGCGCUGGACCCCGCCGGCCUGCCCGCCGUGCCCGAGUUCUCGCUGCCCGACCUGGUCAGCCUCGGCCACACCUGGGUCUUCGCUAUCACUCGCCAUCACAACCGUGUCCCCCGGGAGGGCCACGCAGAGGCGGCCGAGGCCGCGGCCCCCAGCCGCCCGCCAGCCCUCCUGGUGGAGCCGUAUCUGUGCAUCGAGCAGUUCCGCAUCCCUCGCGACCGCCUGGUGGGCCGCAGUCGGCCGGGGCUCUACAGUCACCUCCUGGACCAGCUGUAUGAGCUGAACGUGCUGCCGCCCACCGCCCGCCGGAGCCGCCUGGGGGUGCUCUUCUGCCCGCGCUCGGACGGCACCGCGGACAUGCACAUCAUCAUCAAUGGCGAGGACAUGGGCCCCAGCGCCCGGGGGCUGCCGGCCGCCCAGCCCCUCUAUGCGGUGGUGGAUGUGUUUGCUUCCACCAAGAGUGUGCGCCUGGUCCAGCUGGAGUAUGGCUUGCCAUCCUUGCAGACGCUGUGCCGCCUGGUGAUCCAGAGGAGUGUGGUGCACCGGUUGGCCAUUGAUGGGCUCCACUUGCCCAAAGGGCUUAAGGAUUUCUGCAAGUAUGAGUAAAGGCCUGCAGCCACCCUGGAGCAGGGCUACUGGCCCCAGAACUGUGGCUUAAUCAGAAAGAAGCUAACCACACUGCUGCCAGCUAGGAAGAGAAAUAAACAUCACUGAUGUUGAGGUUGAUCA
Molecule: messenger RNA, 975 nt
Organism: Erinaceus europaeus (western European hedgehog)
Lineage: Eukaryota; Metazoa; Chordata; Mammalia; Eulipotyphla; Erinaceidae
Gene: NEURL2
Product: neuralized E3 ubiquitin protein ligase 2
Exons: 2
Coding region: 1-852 (283 amino acids)
Biological process (GO): intracellular signal transduction
Molecular function (GO): ubiquitin protein ligase activity
Source: RefSeq, a predicted model, not a curated record